Ornithorhynchus anatinus (platypus) is the source of this 2183-nucleotide messenger RNA. It is a transcript of the gene SAMD13, whose product is annotated as sterile alpha motif domain containing 13. Gene Ontology annotation, cellular component: endoplasmic reticulum membrane; cytosol. Gene Ontology annotation, biological process: protein refolding; positive regulation of proteasomal ubiquitin-dependent protein catabolic process. NCBI's taxonomy places the organism in Eukaryota, Metazoa, Chordata, Mammalia, Monotremata, Ornithorhynchidae. Gene Ontology annotation, molecular function: Hsp70 protein binding; ATPase activator activity. The transcript has 4 exons. Bases 856 to 1164 code for a protein of 102 amino acids. The record is from RefSeq and is a predicted model, not a curated record.
GUCAUGUUCUGCUCCCCCCGCCAAUAAAGUCAAACUCUUCCCUCCAGAAUGGUGAAGGAACCUCACCCCAGGAGAGGAAGCCGGAGCGUAACUGGAAUUAUGACCGGAGAAGAAGGGCGGGAGGACCUACUCCAUAAUAGUUCCUUUCAGAAGCAGGUGCCCCAGUGACUCACCCGGGAGAGCUGAAGGACAGAAACAGGGAAAUAACCAGAAAUUCAGAUACCAAGUCAUCUGGCCCUUAGAGAGUAACCUGGGGAAAGAAAAUCAGCUCCUCUUAUCACUGUUUUGCACCCAAAUACCUGGGGGGCCUGGGGGCUGGGGGACAUUUCUUCUGGAGAAACAGAGUAGGGCUUCUCCAACAGCUCUGUUAUUCUCCGCAGUCAAAGAGUUUCAGAGGUUCAAGGAAGGUCAGUGGGCUUUCAGUGGAGCAACAGCUACUUGGGAUUUCCAAUUAAGUGCACAAUCAGGCCGGGUGGGCAUGUGAAGUGAUGAAGUAGACGAACUGGCGAUUACCGAAUGAAAAGUUUCCAUUUUGUAGAAGCUUGGGUCUUCUCGUUUCCGAGUUUUCUAGUGGAGAAGAAAUAAAGCGGAGUAGUUUGGCCGUCCAUAGGCGGUAGUCGUGAAUUCGCAACCGCCGGGAAACAUGCUACUUUCUCGCACGGUGAUGGCAUAAAGGGAUUCGCUUCUUGGCGGUUCCCUAUUCCCACGGAGAUGGCCAGAGGUGCCCCCGAGAGCAACCGGCGUUAGCAGAAAGGGGGAAAGGUCGGCAUAUCGGUGGAUGAUUGGCACCCAAAAUAUAGACUCCUUUUUUUCCUCCUCUGAGUUGCUGAAGUAAAAGAAACCUGCAGCCUCCCCAUGCUAUCUGUUGACAUGGAAAACAAGGAAAAUGGCUCUGUCGAUGUCAAAAAUUCAAUAGAGAACGGGAGACCGCCCGACCCCGCCGACUGGGCCGUGAUGGAUGUCGUCAAUUAUUUCCGAACGGCGGGAUUUGAGGAACAAGCGAGUGCUUUUCAGGAACAGGAAAUUGAUGGAAAAUCAUUGCUCCUGAUGACAAGAAAUGAUGUGUUGACAGGACUUUCCUUAAAACUGGGACCGGCUCUGAAAAUCUACGAAUACCAUGUAAAACCUCUGCAAACACAGCACUUAAAGAACAACUCUUCCUAGUGCACAGCGAAAUUGGGACCUCAGACCUCAAUGAAUAAAUCCUUAAUUUGGUUUCACGUGAUGAAACUUGGUAAAGAGAGCAUAUAUGUAUAUAUUUUAAAAAUUUAAGCGAAAUGAAAACUUUUAUCCUAUUGGAUAGACUAAGCAAUAUACUUUAAUGUACUGUACCGGGUUCAAUCAAUGUCCUGCGGGUUGGGGGUGGGGAGGGAGCUAGGGAGGUGCAUGCCAAACUCUCUGCUCUGUGUGGUUUCUUUUCUGCAUUUGCCAGUAGGACCAUUGAAGUGAUGAGGUCACAGUGCCUCGCGUGACAAGUGAAGGAUGCGAUUUCUUCGUGUUUGGUAGCAACAGGCCGUUUCCCGAGAAACCCUGAAGAAGUUCAGGGCAUAAAUGCCUUUCCUCACAGCCUCGGCCUGAUUAAAAACGGGAAGCAAAAGCUAAAGGAGGAAGACAUCAUAUAUCCCUGAUGUCCCCGCUCCUCGGAGCUCGCGUUCUGGCGACGGAAUUGCCAACCCCCACCCUUUGUUGCAGAGGGCCUUUUAUCUGACCUUAUUAAGGUUUACGCGUGGUGUUUCGUGAUGCUUACAAAGGGACGGACGGUGGCCUUUGAAACCGAAGAUGGCCCUGCUGAGAGAGCUGCUCUUGUACAGUCUCAUUUGUAACUUGUUUCUCUGGGCUUCGUGGGUUUUGAUGGUUACUUCUAGGUAUAAUUGCUUUGAGAUCAUUUGGAUUAUUUGGAAGGAAAUGUCUGCGCUUUAUAUUUAUCUCUUUUGAAGAAAGAAAUUUGCAGAUGAUUGUAAAACUAUUCCGCAUGGAUUUUUUUUUUUAAUUGUUACGUGGUGGGUUUCUUUUUUUAAUUGUUUUAAUGCUUUCUUGAUUUCCCACUUGAAUACCGGUUUUCAAGCACUUGAAAGAGUGAUCUUGUUAUAUCUCUGUUUAAAGAGACCGUCAAACAAUCUGCUUGCACCGAGCUAUAGGAUUGGUGCUCUGUGAUCCUAAUAAAGUCAUUGCUUCUGUUCUGA